GAUACAAUGAGCUUCGGCGUGGUUGUGAUCUCGGCUGGUUUACUGGGGCUUCUCAGUUUUACUCUGCUCGCUGUGGCUGUGGGCACCGAGUACUGGUACAUCAUAGACGUGGAUCAAGUCAUUAACUCCAGCUGGCACUUUACGAGUUCCCACUCAGGCUUGUGGAGGAUCUAUGAAGAAAAGAAUGACAGUUUUCAUGACAUCUCCUAUUACAUGGAUUCUUCUGAGUUCAGUGAGCAGGAAAAACAUCUCUUAUACCUGCACAAGGUCAUUGUUAUCCUGCUGCCUCUCAGCCUGGUGCUGCUGAUUUUUGGAGGCAUCUUCGGCCUGGUCGGCUCUCUUGCCCGCAGUUAUACAUUCCUCACUGGUGUGGCUGUGUACUUUCUCAUCUGUAGCCUCUUUACACUCUCUGGUGUGUGCAUCUACGUCAGCUACUCUCAGCAGGCCUUGGAUGAGUUGCGACGGAUGGUCAGUGCUGAAUUGCUCGCCCACAUACACAUGUCCUUUGGCUGGUCCCUGGCUUCAGCUUGUCUCUCGUAUACACUCGAGGUGGCCUGUGGCAUCCUGCUCAUGCUCGCAGCUCGUCUUGCUUAUCAUGAGCUACACCAUGAGUCUACCGCUGCUUUUUCCAUGUCCUAG
This is a messenger RNA of Neoarius graeffei (lesser salmon catfish), 639 nucleotides long. Its product is annotated as transmembrane protein 235. NCBI's taxonomy places the organism in Eukaryota, Metazoa, Chordata, Actinopteri, Siluriformes, Ariidae. The record is from RefSeq and is a predicted model, not a curated record. The transcript has 4 exons. Bases 7 to 639 code for a protein of 210 amino acids. Gene Ontology annotation, cellular component: apical plasma membrane.